AUGAGAAAGAUGGACUCUAGUGGUUUAUUUGACUCGUCUGUUAGAAUCAAAAAGGAACCAAUUGAAACAUGGCCCAUCGAAAAUGACUACAAUAUAAUUGACAAGUCGCCCAAGGUCAAAUUUUCACAUUCGACACUUCAAUGUAACGAAAAUCAAGAAAGUAAACUCGACGACGUUAAGAUCGAGUUUGAAUGUAAAGACAUGAAGGUUGACAUGGAUUUAUUAGCAAUUACGAAAAUUGAAAAUUUGUCUGAAAAUUCAGCUAUGAAAAUUAAUAACGACUAUCAAUCUGUGAGCAGAGUGAAAAAAGAAAUGAACUUGAGUACUAAUUGUGAGCUGAACGAGAAAAAGGAAAAAGUUACAAAAAAGUUCAACCAUAAGCAGAAACUCAAAAACCACAUCGUUGCGAUGCAUAAUGGUAUCAAACCUUCAUGUAAUAUAUGUGGAAAGAUAUUUACCAAACGCUGUAAUCUCAAAAUCCACAUCGAUUCCAUACACAAUCGUGUCAGACAUGCAUGUGAUAUUUGUGGAAAGUCUUUUGCUCGACAAGUGCCUCUCAAAAUUCACAUAAUAAAAUUACACAUGCAUGCGAUGUAUGCCAAAAGACAUUCACAACAAAGUAUAGUCUCAAAACCCACAUCGAUGAGGUGCAUAAUAAAAUUACACAUGCAUGCGAUGUAUGCCAAAAAAAAUUCACAAGAAAAGAUAGUCUCAAGAAUCACAUCGAUGAGGUGCAUAAUAAUGUUACCUACGCAUGUAAAAUAUGCGAAAAGAAAUACUCAACUAAGAAUAAUCUCAAAAUCCACAUCGAUUCAAUACAUAAUGGUGUCAGACAUGCAUGCGAUACAUGCGGUAAAAAGUUUUCGUGGAAGAUUGAACUAAAAAAUCACAUCGAUAAGGCUCACCGUGGUAUCGCACAUACGUGUAAUAUAUGCAAGAAGACAUUCAAGCAAAAAUGUUAUCUCAAAAUCCACACCGAUUGGGUACAUAAUGGUGUCACACAUGCAUGUAAUACAUGCGGUAAAAAGUUUUCGUGGAAGAUUGAACUAAAAAAACAUAUCGAUUCGGAGCAUCAUGAAAUCAUAUAUGCAUGCAAUAUGUGCCAAAAGACUUUCAUCCAAAAGUGUACUCUCAAAUCUCACGUCGAUUCGGUUCAUAGUAAAAUCACACAUGCUUGUGAUACGUGUGGAAUGACAUUCAUUUAUAAGGUCUCAUUCAAAAGGCACAUAAAGUCUGUGCAUAAUAAAACUACUUACUCUUGUGAUAAGUGCGGAAAAGUAUUUGGACAGAAAAAAAAUCUCAAAGCCCACGUCGAUGUGGCGCAUCAGUCGGUAGCUUAAUGUAAAUGUAUAAAAUGUAUAUUUUUAAUUGUGUCAAAAAUGUGCGAUGUUUAUCUGUACGAUCUAGUGUAUAUGUUGUCGGAAGACUAAUUGAAAAAUCUCGACAAGAAAAUUUUCGUUUGAAAGUAAUUCCGGUAAACUUAAAAUUUGUGCAGGAACUAGACUCGAAGAUGAUUUAGAUGCGCAAAUCUUACGUUGCCAAUUGAACGCGCGGAAGAUACUCGGACUUGCUGUUUCUCGCAACGGCAUCGAAUAUAUGUCGAUUCAGCGCACAGAUAGCCGCGGCAAUAGCGCAAGGAACAACAGAGCCUACACUCAUACUUUUACUUUCGAUUGCACCGGUCUGUCGAAAGAAACCGAUACACUGCUUGGCGAAACUUACGUGUGGUGGCAGCAGUCUUAGCUGCGUGUGUGUGUGCCUGUGUACACGUUAUGCUUUCACUGCAUAGCUCUUAUCGGCUUCGUGCAUAUGUACAUACGGACUGUAUCGCGUUAAUCGUAGUACAGAGUUAAUUCAUUGGCAACUAAUUACGUAUAAUUCUAUAGUAUAAGUAGACACGAAAAAUUUGAAUAUCAAUCAAAUUUUCAAGUAUUUAUGUAAUUCUUUUAU
Trichogramma pretiosum is the source of this 1950-nucleotide messenger RNA. Its product is annotated as zinc finger protein 569-like. Gene Ontology annotation, cellular component: nucleus. The transcript has 3 exons. Lineage: Eukaryota; Metazoa; Arthropoda; Insecta; Hymenoptera; Trichogrammatidae. The record is from RefSeq and is a predicted model, not a curated record. Bases 1 to 882 code for a protein of 293 amino acids. Gene Ontology annotation, biological process: regulation of transcription by RNA polymerase II.